UUGACAACGAAUGACGCGGCAUCUAUAGGGUUCUUUUUACUCUCGUUCAUUUUGAAAACUAUGCAAGCGGCGUCGGUCGCAUGUAGUUAUAGUAACUAACUGACUUACCUAAGUUGUUGUUUUUUUAGAAUUCGCCCAAAACUGUAAAUUUUGCAAAUAAAAAGCUUUCAAGUGUCAAAACGGUGAAAGUUAACGGAAUCGUCGUUGUUCUUAUGACAUUUCGAAUGACAGCAAAUUUUUAUAAAUAAACAAACUAUGACAUUUGAGUGCCGUCGGCAAGUAUCGGCAUUUUUUUACAAACAACAAAAUUAUUCUUAAAAACGGAUUUAACUCCGAUGCGGUUUAGCGUGUUCGAUAAAUGACAACGUUAGCAACGUCUCGUCUUUUGUUGCCACCGCCGCCACAAUUGUUGCCCAUUUUGUCCGCCGCCGCAGCGUUGUCGUCGGAAACGUUGGCGCACAAAAUGCAUCCCGAUAAAUUGUUGAUGCACGCGCAUGGAGUGACAAGUCCACGAUUGUGUCCCACCGGUCAGUUGGUCAAAGCAACACCACCACCAUCCGUCUCAAGUGACAGUCCGUUGCAAUAUCCGCCGACAAUUGCCGAUGACGAUGAACUGACAGGUGACAUGAAUGACGAAGUGGCAAGUGUGUGUGACAGUGAAGAUAGUGAGCUGUCAGUUGGACAGGAAAACUGUGAUAGAAGUAAUAAUUUGAUAUCAUCUGCUGAUAGUGGGUGUGUAUCACGACCCUCAUCGGCUAACGGAAUCGGAAAUACCCGUCUAACGGACGAACUAAUCGAUCCAUUUGCAAUGGCCGCCCUUCGGAUACCUGCUGCAGUAGCAGCCUCAAGUGUGCCUAUUGUGAGACCCAGUCCAACACGCUUCCAAGAGGAAUUCUUGAGAAAAUCGCACAUCUACGCCGAGGAAUUAAUGAAGCAACAAAUGCAAUUUAUGGCAGCAGCGCGAGCAAGUGCGUUUUCUCUGCGACAUCAGUCCAGCGCAGCAUCCGCUGCUGCCGCCUCCGAACAAACAACGGAAAAUAUUAAUAAUUUUUCCGGAAUUCAUUCACAUUUGUCAGCGAUAUCGAAAAUGACACAAAUGUCCCAGAUGGCAGCCCAAAAUGGCGGCGAAUCAGCUCUAAGCAAAUUGACCGCAUUCGGAUUGGUCGCGCAAUCCGCUUCGAAUUCGUCAACGUCGAGCUUAAAUCAGCUGCAACAGCAAAUGCAAGCACAUCUGCCCUUUAUGAACAAUAACAUGCAUGAGCCCAGUUUAAAGUUUAGCAUAGACAAUAUUUUGAAAGCUGAUUUCGGACGUCGCAUUACCGAUCCGCUGAAUAAGCUCGGUGGGGGUGGUAAUGGUGGAGCGGGUGGCUCUUCGCGAGCAAGAAAUAGUAAGAGGGUGGAUAAAAGCUUAUCGUCGUCCUCAGCAACUAGUGCCAAAGUGGUCAGUGGCGUCGGUAAUGCAGUUGCGACGUCGUCGUCGUCGUCGACAACUGGUACGCCAAUAGAUCUGACAAGCGUUUGUAGCAAUGCGGCUUCCAUUGCCGCUUCGGCUACCUCAUCGCUAAUUAGCAAUCAUUGCACCAAUAGCAACGAUUCCACAAGUACAGUAUUCAGCAGUAACUACAGUACCCCAGUUAAGUCGCCGACAAGUGCGUCCAGUGCGACGACAACUGCUGCUUCACCGUCGGAAACAGCAGGGGCUGAUAAUUCAGCAGAAGCAUGUGGCAGCGGGAAUGCCAGCACGAGUUCGGGCAGCGGCAGCGGCACCGGAUCAAACGGACCAAUUGUCUGGCCAGCGUGGGUUUACUGCACUCGAUAUAGUGAUCGACCUAGUUCAGGUUAG
This is a messenger RNA of Eupeodes corollae, 1843 nucleotides long. RefSeq names its product homeobox protein invected-like. Lineage: Eukaryota; Metazoa; Arthropoda; Insecta; Diptera; Syrphidae. The record is from RefSeq and is a predicted model, not a curated record. The coding region runs from base 359 to 1843 and encodes 494 amino acids. The transcript has a single exon. Gene Ontology annotation, cellular component: nucleus. Gene Ontology annotation, biological process: regulation of transcription by RNA polymerase II; neuron differentiation. Gene Ontology annotation, molecular function: RNA polymerase II cis-regulatory region sequence-specific DNA binding; DNA-binding transcription factor activity, RNA polymerase II-specific.